Molecule: messenger RNA, 9609 nt
Organism: Annulohypoxylon truncatum
Lineage: Eukaryota; Fungi; Ascomycota; Sordariomycetes; Xylariales; Hypoxylaceae
Exons: 8
Coding region: 274-9042 (2922 amino acids)
Biological process (GO): DNA repair
Molecular function (GO): protein serine/threonine kinase activity; protein binding
Source: RefSeq, a predicted model, not a curated record
CUAUAAAAGCUCAUGUUGAUGACUGAGUUUCAUACUUGGUCAAGUCAAUUACACCUAUCGAACAAGAUGGGACUGCAGCCACAUUCGGUCUUCAGAUGAAGUUGAUGUCAUAUCACCUGUCACGGUAGAUAGUCUCCGAACCCCAAAGCUAGCUUAUUGCUGGUCCCAAAGUCGCAUAUCUUCUUCCAUCUCCUUCUCCCUGUUAGCCAAAUAUAUUAUCUAUUUUCUAUAAACCUGGAAAUUAGUGAGGAGAGAUGAAACAAAAGUGACAAGAUGGCACCUCGACUGAGAGCACGACAGAUUACUAUGGAUGGCGCCCGGAUCGCUAUCGAAAGCAGUAACAGUACUACUCGCUCGUCGGGCUUAGAUGAUUUAAUUCAUAUAUUCAAAGAACAAACGAGGGCCGCAAAUUUUUCGACUCUAGAUGAUAAAAGUUAUCACAUAACCUUCGAAUCUCUUUUCAGGUGUUCAUUAGCUGAGAAACAAGCUUAUUAUGCCAAAAAGAGCACGGCUGCUAACAGGCUUACCAAGUGUGCAGAAGCACUCCGCCUCGGUAUUGAGUUAGGGGCGGGCAAGGUAAAACGGAAAACCGUUCUCGCCAUCAUUGAUCACAUUACUCAGACCCUUCCACAUUCUGAGGACGACCUAGUCCCGCCGCUUGUUCAGGACUACAUCAAAGCACUUGCAGCUCUGCUGAAUCAUGCUGCUAACGUCGAGCUCAUUGCUACAGGGGGUGGCGAGGGUUGGUUCACGUGUGUUGACUUCGCCAUUGACAUCUUGACCUUAUAUCUAGCGGCGACCGAGAAAGAUCCUGCCCCAUCGCGAGCUUCGCCGGCGCCCGGAAUAGCUCAGGCAGCGUCUUCGAUUUUGUCAACUCCCAGAUCUGCUUCCGCGUCGCAGCGAGCUAGCCGAGUUUCACGUAGUCAUUUACCGGAUCUUCUACAAUGCCUUCUUCACCUCGCAUCUACCCCAAAUGCCCCUCUUUUGCAGCGUUCAAAGGAGAUCUCGUUUGUUGUCAUUCAAGUUCUCCAGCUCCGUUCUCUCGGAAUAAGCCAGCUACAUCAAGUGGCAUUCGCAUUAGUUAACAAGAUUUUCGUGGCGUCCCAGACGGAUGAUUCUGACCACGCAAACUCUCUAGCUAUGGAUUGCCUGCCAUUGGUAAGCCAGUGGUGGCAAACGAAAGCGGCAUCUGCACACGACGCGCUUCUGAAUGGCGUUCGUGUCGAAAUGUUGAAGCUUCUAUUCAACAUUCACCUCCAACUCGAGUUUCUAAUCAAGCAAGACAACAAGCGAUCGCUACUUGGAGACGUUGAAAAUUUGGCGGAGUUAUUUUGGGGUGAAUAUUCUAGGCGGGAGGAACGCGCUCAGCUUCAGCAAGACGAUUUGACAUACUCGUCCGCACCUUGCGGCAGCUCGACAUUUCAAGUACAGUCCUUCUCUUUACGCCCAUUCAAUGUUGACGGCGAGAAAAAUUGGGCAGUUGUGCACAUUCUAGCCCUUCUCGAACGUCUAAUGUGGAGAGGUUCUCAGCAAUUGCACACUGCUUUAGCUGACGAUGAACAACCACGGAAGAAGCAACGGACUACUGCAGGCUUUAGUCGACUUCGCCAAAAACUACGCUCCAUUGACCAGUCUGUACAGUAUACUGCUCUUCAAGUAAUACCUUUUUUUGUAUCGGAUCUCAAAGUUGAGAUUGAUGAGAUGUCAGAACUGCUAUCCUUUUUGAUGAGUCAAAUUACUAGCAAGAAAAGUAAGGUAUCUUCGUGGGCUAUGAUUGCUUGCGCAAGCUUAACUCUCCAACCCAGCGCCACUGAUAACGAUCUACGCACGCUUUGGAAGCAAGUAUGGCAGAUCGCAGUGCGAGCGGUUAGCAUGACUGCAAGCUGCCGUGCCUCUAGUGUUCUGCUUCAUUCCAUCCUAACUCAUGAAUUAGUGCCAUACAGUCAUAUUGCCGAUGAUAUCAACAGUAUGAUCAUGAGUUCUGAUGUCAAUGGACCAGCUGUUGUGACGGAUUCAUCUCUCAUUCUCAUGACCACCCUUCUUAACGUUCGAAACAUUCAAGUUCCGAGUGCUAGUUACGCGACCUGCAAUCAUGUAGUCCGGUGGAUGUUUUUUAGAUGGGACCCUGCCGACACAGUAUUCAUAUCGUCAUAUUCCGGCCAUACUAUACCGGUAGAUAUCGUCAAUCUAAUGCGAGCAGCUUAUGGCGAUCAGGAAAUGACGUUGUCUCGAUCGUCUCAGACGAUUUCCGGACAGAUUGGGGAGACUCUAUGUCUGCUCAAGAACCGCGAAAGUCUAGUCAAAUACCUGCUUCUGUUAGAUCCUGAAACGCCUGUAGUUCCAACAGGUACUAGUCAGAAGCAAGCCGUGACUGCAGCUACGCAACUUAGUGAUAGCUCAAAUGCUCAUAGCACGAAAAAACUCAUAGCAGAACUCUUCUAUCCGAAACUUGAGGAAAUCAGAACCCUGUGUGAGUCAUGGGACAAACAGAAAGAUAAGUCAGUCCAAAUCACGCCAGAGAAACUCCAAAGCGUAUUAUGUUCUUUGGUUGUCGGUGCCAUUAUACUUCCUGAGAUAAUGGAAGCGAACUCGUCACAGUCUCAAGAAAUCCAACACUCAUUAUUUCCAACUCUUCAAAUUGCCUUGGCUGGUGUCUCGAACACGUCCGACAGCCAGGCUCUGUACGACUGCCUUCUUAUGUCAGUUCGUUCCUAUAUACCAACAUUGUCAAGUGCCGAAUUGAGUAAAUUAGGCAAAGAGUGGAAGUAUCUCCACCAACUCCUCUGCGAGAUAUAUGGAGCUUUUCGCAAAAGAUCUGGAAAGCAAACUUCUGAUCACGACGAUGACUUCAUGGAUAUUGACGAUGGCUUUGAAUCCAAAGAACACCGGUCUAAUAUAUCGUCCAAAUCACUUGAAAUAUCCCGACACGAGGCAUCCAUUAACCUACAAGCAGCAACUUUUUACUCCGAUACUAUUCAAAGGCUUCAUCUUCUCGAUAUACUGUAUGAAGAUAAUGGCCAAAUUGGGCUCGUUCCCGCCUUGUUCCUCGAUGAAUUGUUAGAAUUAUCGGACGAAGAACUUCUCUCGUGCCGCUGCUUAUUACGGGAACUAUUUGACUCUGACCUCAUAGUCAACCCCGAUGACGCUGAUAGAGUGAUCGCCCGAAUCGGCGAGUUACUCGGUAGCACGGCUUUUUCGAGUUGCGAAGUUGCUCUAAACGUAUGUCUCGACGUAAUGGAAGGUCUCAUGCCAGUGUGGUCCGACAGCAAUGGCGAAAUAGCAUCUCACGUGGGCGAUUUGUACUGCUACUUCCUCAAUUCCGGACUAAAGAAUAAUAUACUUUCAUCAAGCGUCCAGAUAUCACUGGCUCGAUUACUUCUCCGUCUGAUCCAAGUCAACGAUAAAUACCCAGAGACGAUCAAAAUGGACCCUCCAAGCACGUCCCUAUUUAGUAUACUAGAGGACGGAGAAAUAUCUGUCAAGUACUAUAUAGGAUGCUGCUUACCGAGCUUGUUUGGCCGAUAUGUUCUGAAGUCUCAUGACGAGGUUUUAGUUGAUGUCCUCGGUGUGCUUCCGAGCAAAAGCGACUUUCCCGAGGGUAUAGCCUUGCGGUUAUUCGUACUUGCUGAAUUAGCACGCAAGUGGCCUACUCUCCUCCGACGCGGUAUAUAUCAUAUAUUUGAGAUCCCGGGAGAAAUUCCUGGUUCGAUGAGACAUGCAGAACGCUGUCUCAACAAGAUAUCUGCUUCUUUGAAGCUUGAGAGCGCACAAGAGUUAUUUGAUUUGUUUGCGCCUCAGCUACUUUAUACCUGGCUUGAAAUUAAAAGUAUCGACGACAUCCCAUUUAGGAUAUUCGGUUUCUCAAGUCUCAAGGAAUUAGUACAGCACGCACAAUCCGAAGUCGUAUCUCUAAUGAUCAUGCGAGGACAAGAUGAAGCAGCGGAAAAAUUGGCAACAACUCUUGGUGAUAGUUUCGCGGAACUCAUCCGGCGUAAUUUCUCAAGGAUCUUAGCGUACAGUAUGGCGCAUGAUAUCAGCAUGCCCCAAUCGGAGCAGCAGCGAAGUGGUGAAAGCCGAUUGCGCAAGAUCCUUGGUCGAGAGGCAUUUCUUGAGGGCAUAUAUAUCAAUUUUGCGGAUAUUAUCGGGCUGUUCUUCAGCCUUAUCGACCAAGAAAAUCCAAUUGAGGAGUCAUGGGCCAGAGAUCCAAACUUCAAGUACGCUGCUGAGUCAAUGGCAGAAAUUAAGAAGUGUGGUCAUUCCGAGAUUGGCUUGUCGCCGAACCAGCAGCCAAUGUUCCGGGCCAAGUAUCUAACCAGAGAGAUAGCACUAUUGUGUAGUCGAACGGAAUACGAGAUGUCUGCACUGUGGACACCAGCACUCGUGGUCAGCGUUGCUCGGAAACUCCUCGAUGGUGUUCAUGCUGCUUUGGGACCUUUGCAUACAUGUUCUGUCCUUCGAAAGGUGCGGGUCCUCAUAUGUCUAGCAGGCCAACCUGCUUGGGAAUCGUAUCCUUUAGAGAUGUUCCUACAAGCCAUACGUCCUCUGAUUGUGGAUACGGAAUGUGCGGAUGAUGCACUUGGGAUGAGCCAAUACCUCCUGGAGAAAGGAUCAAAUUCAUUGUCAAAAUCACCUUCGUUCCUAGCUGGCUAUGCCCUAUCUGUGUUGGCUUCACUUCGCGUAUUCCUAGAAACUAGUCAAUCUAGCACGACCCAAGAAAGCCAGUUCAAAGCUACUAUGAGCAAAGCGCAGAAAUUCCAUUCAUGGUUUACGAAAUACUUGGAGGAUUACGAAUCUCCUUCCUUCCGAGACACCGAACAACGCGAGGCGUUUGAUACCAUAACAGGGUCCGCGGCGCACGUUCGAUCUUCGGGAAACGCAGAACGAGGCUCUUACGAAAGUAGACUUCUAUUAGAGAUUCUCCAAGAUGGAACGCACGGGUACCAGUUACUAAACGAGCCUUCACGCAAACUAGCGCUAGAAAUGCUUUGUAGUCACUUCACGAUCCCGACGUCUCACAGUGUGGACGUCGUCAGUUCUGACGAAGAGGCAUUGGCCUGGAUUUCUGUUGUUUGGAAAAGUUGCCAGACUCAAGGUCUGAGCAACGAGUACCUUGCUUGGGCAGGCCGAGUUAUUGGUAGAGGAUUUGCUGCAUCCGGCCACGUCGAUCAAGACCUGCUCCGAGAAUCUGAAUUAUCGCGAUACUAUAAUUUCUCGAUAGGCGCCUCUGGAUCGGAGCAUGGUCUUCUAAGUCUCCUACAAUCUUUGACAUCUGACAGCGACGGUUAUAAAGCUGGGCUCUCGGAGUCGGCAUUAAGAACGAUCGUCUCAGAUGCUGCAGCUCAGGGUGACGAAGACUUGCUCAUAGCUUGUCAAAAGGUCUUGUCCGAUCAGCUUCUUGCCACGUCGGAUUGGGCACCAUAUCGAACGCCGCCGUCUGAUAACCCGCCUGUCAGUCCUGUUUAUGAAGAUCACGCUCUCUCCAGUGAAGCAUUCGAGAAUGAGAAAUGGGCACAAGGUGUUACUGUAUACCUAGCACAAUCUUAUCCCGAUCAUGCCAUUCUCAAUGCUUUGCCUCCGAUACUCACAAAUAUCAAAGGCUUUGCUCAACAAGCAUUUCCUUACAUUAUACAUCUUGUCCUCUUAUUUGAGCGGGAGAAGCAGCAUUCUGCUAAGCGUAACCUGUCGAGCGCACUCAAGAACUGGCUCAAGCUAGACUCACCAACGGCCAAAGAAAAUAUAGGCCUCAUAAUAAAUGCCAUUUUAUAUCUGAGGACACAGCAACUGCCAAAAGAGAAUUCCAUCGCUGAUCGAGCUCAAUGGCUUGAUCUCGAUCUUCUUCUAGUUGCUUCGGCAGCUACUAGGUGUGGUAUGUUCAAAACAGCAUUGCUAUUUGUCGAGAUGGCAUCUGCGGACGGAUCACGAACAUCUCGCCGUUCAUCUGCCGCCCGGACUCAGGAAUCUACAGACGUUUUGAUGGACAUUUUUGAGAACAUUGAUGAUCCCGAUGCCUAUUAUGGUAUCAGUCAUACCUCAAGUCUGAGCAAUGUACUCGCGCGGCUCGAAUACGAAAAGAAUGGCAGCAUGAGCCUAGCAUUCCGUGGCGCACAAUACGAUAGUCAUAUUCGGAGGAGAGAUCCAAACGCCAAUAUCGAUACUCAAUCGUUAGUGGGAACACUCGGCAACCUCGGCUUGUCGGGAUUGUCACAUUCGCUUCUUCAGACCCAGCAAAGCCUAGAUAAUUCCUCAGCUACCGUGGAAAGUACCUUCAGUACAGCUAGGCGGUUGGAAAUAUGGAACCUCCCAGCUCCCGCGUCAACCGAUCAUCCCUCUGUCACACUUUAUAAAGCAUACCAGACUUGGCACCAAGCCACCGAGCUAAGCCUUGCAAGAAGGGCUGCUCAUGAUGGGUUCACUAAAACUAUGCGAAGCAUAGUUAAGAAUGACCUUGGCCCGGCCCAACUCCGACGUCAUCUUGGCACAUUAGCUGUCCUGACAGAACUCAAUGAUGUUGUAGAGAUGGCUGACUCUUCCGAACUUGACAAAAUCUUAACGGCAUUCACAGAUCGCUCUAGAUGGAUGAAAAGCGGACGGUACGAGGAUGUUAGCCAAAUUCUAUCCUGCAGAGAAACAACGUUGAGUAUGCUAGCUCAAACUUCUCAACGCCGUAGUAUGACAAAGGUAAACCCACCGGAGGCCACAUUAGCACAGAUAAAGUCGAUGCUAUUGUCUUCCGGCGUUUAUAGACAUCACCAAGCUACUCAAGAGUCUUUAAACAUCGCAACAUCCCUGACCGAUUUAGUAUCACCAAGUGCAGGUCUCGGUUUGCAUCUUGACUCAAUAGCGAAAUUUGAGGCCGCCAAUUCUCUCUGGGAUCAUGGAGAGAUGACAUCAUCUAUCCAUAUGCUACAAAGCAUCGACGAAGACCCAAAUUUCAAGAAACAAACCAUUCCUGUUAGUCGACCGGAUCUACUCGCGAAGACCGGAUAUCAAAUAUCCGUAGCAAAGUUGGAAAAGCCUGAGACUAUCCAAAAAGACUACUUACAGCCUGCAUUAAAGGAACUUAAAGGAAAGACAGAUGGCCAAGAGGCUGGUAAGGUAUAUCAUCAGUUCGCCAUGUUCUGUGAUGAGCAGUUGCAGAAUCCGGACGGGCUCGAAGAUUUGGCUCGCUUGCAGCAUCUAAAGAAGGGGAAAAGCGAUGAAGUCUCGCAGCUUAAGGUACUUGUGUCAUCGGAGAGAGAUUCGCAAAAGAAACAAAGGUACCAGAAUCAUCUUGCCAAAGCGAGACAAUGGCUUGAAUUAGACGAACAAGAGUUACGUCGCGUUGAGCAAAGUCGGACCGAAUUUGUCAGGUUAAGUUUGGAAAACUAUCUCUUGUCGUUGAUAUCCUGCGAUGAUCACAAUAACGAUGCCCUCAGAUUCACAGCCUUGUGGUUAGAAAGGUCUGAUGAAGACAUCACCAAUGAAGCUGUCAGGAGAUACAUCGACAAAGUUGCAACUCGAAAGUUCGCCCCGCUGAUGAAUCAGCUUUCUUCACGCCUAAUUAACCAGAAUAGCCUCUUCCAGAAACUUCUCUUUGAGCUUGUGUAUCGCAUCUGUGUUGAUCAUCCUUAUCAUGGGAUGUAUCAGAUAUGGUCGGGGUGGUGGUCACGCACGAAUAAGAACGAUGACGUGGCCGUUCUCCGCCAGGAAGCUACGGUAACGGUUGGUAAAAGGCUUGCCAAAACGGAUUCAGUGGCAACGAUAUGGACUGCGAUUGAUAAGACCAACAAAGCCUAUCAUAAGCUGGCAACCGAGCUGGACCCUUCUCGCUAUAAGGCAGGACAAAAGGUCGCAGUCAGAGACUCUGUUGCAGGUUCUGCUCUUUCGAGUACUCUGGCCAAAUACCAGAUACCACCCCCGACAAUGCAAAUUGAACUCCAAGCUAGUCGAGACUAUAGCCAGAUUCCAUAUAUUGCCAAGAUCGAGCCGAAUAUGUCUAUCGCUUCCGGCGUCAGCGCACCAAAAAUAAUCACCGUGGUUGGGACUAAUGGAGAACGAUUCAAACAACUUGUUAAAGGGGGAAACGAUGACUUGCGCCAGGACGCAAUCAUGGAACAGGUCUUUGCCGCUGUGUCGUCCGUAUUAAAGCAUCAUCGGUCUACCCAGCAACGCAAUCUCGGAAUCAGAACGUACAAGGUUUUGCCCCUGACUUCAGCCUCCGGGCUGAUCGAGUUCGUGUCGAAUACUAUACCGCUCCACGAAUAUCUAAUGCCGGCUCAUGAACGGUAUCAUCCGAAAGAUCUCAAAGGGUCGCAGUGCCGGAAGGAGAUUUCCCAAGUCCAGAGUAAAUCGUCUGAGGUUCGCGUAGCUACUUAUAAGAGGGUCACGGAGAAAUUUCAGCCUGUGAUGCGCUACUUUUUCAUGGAGCACUUCGUUGAUCCAGAUGAGUGGUUCGCCAAACGCACAGCUUACACACGAACUACGGCGGCGAUUUCUAUAUUAGGCCAUGUGCUGGGCCUCGGUGAUCGUCACGGUCAUAACAUCCUUCUCGACACUAAGAGCGGGGAAGCUGUCCAUAUCGACCUGGGUGUAGCUUUCGAGAUGGGCCGUGUACUACCAGUCCCCGAGCUUGUACCAUUCCGGCUCACGCGGGAUAUUGUCGAUGGCAUGGGCAUCACCAAAACGGAAGGCGUCUUCAGACGGUGCUGCGAGUUCACCCUCGACGCGCUACGCGAAGAGACCUACUCUAUUAUGACGAUUCUAGAUGUUUUACGAUACGAUCCCCUGUAUUCUUGGUCCAUCAGUCCCGUCCGCAUGGCCAAACUUCAGGACCCCCGGCGAGACGAGGGAGAAGGCGCUGCGGAUGCAGACGUGAAGAAAAAGACCGCCGGGGCCGUGGGUAUGGUGAACGAGCCUAGCGAGGCCGACCGUGCGCUCGAGGUCGUGCGCAAGAAGCUUAGCAAGACGUUGAGCGUGACGGCUACGGUCAACGAUUUAAUCAACCAGGCGACCGACGAAAGGAAUCUUGCAUUUUUGUAUUCUGGUUGGGCUGCUUAUGCUUAAGCGUUUACGUACCUACGAGAUGAUACCCAUGUAGAAAUUGUCGUUUCGCUCGUUUAGCUUAGAUGGCUAGGAAUAAUGAUGUACGAAUAUUGAAUAGAAGAUGCACUCAUGGGAAGCUCAGGAUACCGGGUUCGAUUUCUGUUGGUAGAGGCUGUAAAUAUAGUACCUAUAGCAAGUGUUUCAAUUAUUUCCUGUUUGAGCACGUGGGUUCGGUGCAUCCAACAGUUCAAGUCAAACUUCCGAUGAUUCCAGACAACCUCUGAUGUUUUCUAAACUCGAACUGAUGAUCAUGGUCAAUAAUAAAAAGGUCAUCUCCUGAGGCUUCGACGCCACUUAGGUCACCCCCUAUCCCUUGCAGCUUCAGUGGUGGAAAACAUCCAAGCUACGCUUAAAUCGACCAUAUACAAGCCUAGACAGCCUCACUUUUAACUACCUAACUAUUAACCAAUUUAAAAAAGGAGGUUGACUAAUUUAAUCAACUAAGUCAAAAGCACGAUACCAAUGCGGUGUGAUCAAUAUAGGACGGGCCAGACGGGAUAGUUUAAGAAGCUAAUUGAACUAUUGAAU